AUGCAUUACACAUCAGUCGCUAGCCUAGGGCUCCUCACCCCUUACGCUCUAGGUGCCGGCAUCCUGCGCUUCGGAUGUAGUCAGAUCACCAUUGAAAGGCUUGAUCCACUUGUAGAGCCAGGGGCCAAUCCAAGUGCGCAUCUCCAUCAGGUGGUUGGAGGGGAUGCGUUCAAAGCUACUAUAGAGCGUACCGAUGUUUCUAGGCUCGCCAACUGCACCACUUGCAGCUUUAGCGAAGACCUGUCGAACUACUGGACGGCGAACCUGUUUUUCCGUGCUCGUAACGGAACAUACAAGCGCGUGCCUCAGAUGCCUAACCGAUUCCUAGACGGGUCGGUCGGGGGUGUGACUGUUUACUACUUUCCACAGGACCUUCGAAGCAAAGUAACCGCAUUCAAGCCAGGUUUUCGCAUGCUCGUCGGAGAUGCUACACUAAGAAGCAAAGAGGGACAAUCGCCGAGGAACUGUUACCGUUGCUUCACGGGCCCAAACUUCGAAGGCGACAAUGCAGCACCAUGUGCAGACCCGGUUCUCGAUACCGCUGGGUUUCCGUCGACACCCUGCCCGGGAGGCAUCCGGUCCAAUAUUCAUUUUCCAACUUGUUGGGAUGGAGAGAACCUGGAUACGCCCAACCACAAGGAUCAUGUCACCUUUCCGACAGGUAACGCGUACGCAUGUCCGUCUACGCAUCCGGUUAAGAUCCCUCAACUGAUGCUUGAAGUGGUCUGGGAUACGCGCGAGUUUAAUAACAAGGACGACUGGCCUGAAGAUGGCUCGCAGCCUUUCUUGUUGAGUACUGGAGAUCCAACCGGGCAUAGUCAGCACGGUGAUUACGUGUUUGGCUGGAAAGACGACGCUCUACAGAGAGCCAUGGACUCGAAUGAUUGCUUUGCUGCCAGCUGUGGCACAUUGGCUACUCAAUCGUUCGAUGUUGCUAAUAAGUGUGCCAUUCAGCGGACGGUUGAUGAACCUGUUGAGGGAUGGCUGGAUUCUAUACCCGGGUUAGGUUAG
This is a messenger RNA of Daldinia caldariorum, 1011 nucleotides long. RefSeq lists its product as uncharacterized. Lineage: Eukaryota; Fungi; Ascomycota; Sordariomycetes; Xylariales; Hypoxylaceae. The coding region runs from base 1 to 1011 and encodes 336 amino acids. The transcript has 7 exons. The record is from RefSeq and is a predicted model, not a curated record.